Enterobius vermicularis (human pinworm) is the source of this 309-nucleotide messenger RNA. The record is from the annotation of a GenBank genome assembly. Lineage: Eukaryota; Metazoa; Nematoda; Chromadorea; Rhabditida; Oxyuridae.
AUGACAGAUUCUUCAUUUCCAGUUACAGGUUCUGACACGAUCCAAGUUGUCAAGGAGAAAAUCGAGGAAAUUAAAGGCAUAGAGAGCCAACUUCAGACGUUAUCCUUUCAAGGCGAAGAACUUGAGGAACUUCGUCUGCUUUUCACUUAUGACAUUGAAGAGGGCUCAGUUCUUGAGAUUUGCCAGCGGCCAGAAGAAAAGAUACAAAUAUUCGUGAAGGACCUUACUGAUCAGUCAUUAAAAUUUGACAUUAAUCUUUCCGAUCAUGUUGAAGUGCUCAUGAAUAUGAUCAAGGCAAGGACUAAUCUG